UCCUCCCCUCGUCUACGCUGCUAGCAGAGUUAGCAAUAGCACUCUAGCCCCCAGCAGCUGUCGGUGGCAGUCAGUCAGCCUGUCAGUCCGAGUGGUGGUGCAUUUGUAAAGCUCACUUCUUCCCGUUGAUAAACGGGUAGGGCCGGAUUGUUUUCUUCGGGAGCCAACCGCUUCCAACGGGCCACUAGCGGUACAUUAUCGUUGUCCUCGCUGUCACGACAGGAAGACGCCCUGGGACAUGGCCAGACCAGAACAAGUCCUGGUGCUAGAGCCACAACACGAACUGAAAUUCAGAGGACCGUUUACAGAUGUUGUCACCGCUACUUUGAAGCUCACCAACCCCACAGAUAGAAAUGUGUGUUUCAAAGUCAAGACGACUGCACCUCGUAGAUACUGUGUGCGCCCAAACAGUGGCAUCAUCGACGCUGGGACCUCCAUCAAUGUUUCUGUUAUGCUGCAGCCUUUUGAUUAUGACCCCAACGAGAAGAGCAAACACAAAUUCAUGGUGCAGUCCUUGCUGGCUCCUUAUGACAUGACUGAUAUGGAAGGAGUUUGGAAGGAGGCAAAGCCUGAUGAGCUGAUGGAUUCAAAGUUGAGAUGUUCAUUUGAGAUGCCUCUAGAAAAUGACAAAACUCAUGAGAGCGAAAGCAACAAAACUGUGUCUUCCUCUGUUAAGACUGAACACUCUGUGCUGCCCAAGUCGGCCAGUGCCUCGCUGGACGACGGAGAGGGCAAGAAGAUCAUGGAGGAGUGCAAGCGGCUUCAGGGGGAGGUGCAUAGGCUACGGGAAGAAAACAAACAGAUGAGGGAGGAUGAUGGUCCGCGGAAGAGAAAGGUGACAUCAGGGGCUGCCCCUCACACCUCUAACACCAUGGCCACCACAGCCAUGAGGGACGAAGGCCUGAGCGCCCGCGUCCUGGCGCUCUGCUUGCUCUUCUUUGUGAUCGGAGCCAUCAUUGGCAAGUUGGUCCUGUGAGACAGACGGACAGAGCACAGUGACAGACGGGCGGACGGACAGCGUGCUCGGCACGACGCGUGUUAAUGACGGCAACGGGGAUGUCUUCUGGGUUUAUGUUGAUCUGUUCCCUUGUUUUCUUUAGCAGUUAAGGCAAUGUAUCCUGAUGGUGUGUUUGGAUGGAAAAUAAUGCAAAGUGUUAAAAGAAAACAAAGGAAGGCAAUCCCAAGUGAAACCACGAGUGUGAGCGUUUUUGUCCAAGGUCCAGCUUUUUUUCUGCUGCUUUUUUUUCCAUUUCUUUUUUUUUUUCUGUGAAAUAGUCACCGUGUUUGAUCCGUUCUUUCCGUCCAUCUCUCCUUCUUCCAUGACCUUCCCCAACUUGCACAGGUAAUAAUUAGUGGUGUGUGGAAGUGGCUUCACACUGGCUGAAUGUUUAAAGUCUUUUAUUGAUUUUUAAGUUCUAAAGUUCUUCACUCAUGCUCUCUCUAACUUCUGAUCUCUUCCAUUUAUAACUGAAAUGUACAAGGAGAGGUGAACACAGCUGAUCAGUGAAAGCUUUUUUCUAAAGUCAAACUUAAUGUACUAUCUACUUAACAGUUUGUGGUUUCAAACACACACACACACACACACACACACACAUAUAUAUAUAUAUAUAUGGAAGAAGCUGCAUGCAUGUGUUUUGUUUGUUUUGUUUUUUUCCUUUCUUUGCCUCCUCCGGGAGUGCCGAUGUGACUGACUGUGGAUGUUUUGAAAGUGAGGAGAACACAAACGGGGUAAUCACAGUCGGUU
Menidia menidia (Atlantic silverside) is the source of this 1744-nucleotide messenger RNA. NCBI's taxonomy places the organism in Eukaryota, Metazoa, Chordata, Actinopteri, Atheriniformes, Atherinopsidae. The record is from the annotation of a GenBank genome assembly.